AUGGGCAACAGCAGCUCCAUCACCCACUUCCUCCUCCUGCCAUUCCCAGGCACAAGGCAGCUGCAGCUCCUGCACUUCUGCCUCUUCCUGGCCAUCUACCUGGCUGCCCUGCUGGGCAAUGGCCUCAUCAUCACCACCAUAGCCUGGGACCACUACCUCCACACCCCCAUGUACUUCUUCCUCCUCAACCUCGCCCUCACUGAUAUAGGCUGCAUCUCUACCACUGUUCCCAAAUCCAUGGCAAAUUCUUUCUGGGACAGCAGGGCAAUCUCUUACACAGGAUGUGCUGUUCAGGUCUUUUUUGUAUUCUGCUUGUUUGCAGCAGAGUUUUCUCUCCUCACCAUCAUGUCCUACGAUCGCUAUGUUGCCAUCUGCAGACCCCUGCACUAUGAGACCCUCCUGGGCAGCAGAGUUUGUCUCCACAUGGCAGGAGCUGCCUGGUCCUGUGGGGUUCUCUUUGCUCUGCUGCACACAGCCAAUACAUUUUCCCUGCCUCUCUGCCAGGGCAAUGUUGUGGACCAGUUCUUCUGUGAAAUCCCCCAGAUCCUCAAGCUCUCCUGCUCCACAUCCUACCUCAGGGAACUCUGGCUUCUUGUGGUCAGUGCCUGUUUAGUCUCUGGCUGUUUUGUGUUCAUGGUGGUGUCCUAUGUGCAGAUCUUCAGGGCAGUGCUGAGGAUCCCCUCUCAGCAGGGACGCCACAAAGCCUUUGCCACCUGCCUCCCUCACCUGGCUGUGGUCUCCCUGUUUGUCACCACUGCCAUCUUUGCCUAUUUGAAGCCCUCUUCUAUCUCCUCCCCACCCCUUGACCUGGUGGUGGCAGUUCUGUACUCGGUGGUGCCUCCAGCAGUGAACCCUCUCAUCUACAGCCUGAGGAACCAGGAGCUCAAGGCUGCCCUGAGUAAAAUCAUGGAGCAGAUCCUCCUGAAGGCACUACUGUCUCAGAAGAAUAGUGAAGAGAAGGACCCAGACAAAAUCUGGGAGGAGAAGCAGCACCCAGAGAUCAAGUUGGAGCAGCCAAAGAUCAGUUUGAAGGGAGAGGAGAAGGAGGAGAAAGAGGACAAGAUGGAGGAUGGUGAUGCUGAGAAGAAUGAUGACUAUGAUGAUGAUGAGUAUGAAGAGGAGGAUAACCAUGAGGAUGAAGGGGGCAAUCUCAUUGCUCACCGCCGCACCCACACCGGUGAGAGACCGUUCACCUGUGCUGACUGUGGCAAGAGCUUCAGCCGCAGUGAUCAUAUCAUUGUUCACCGCCGCACCCACACCGGAGAGAAACCUUUCACCUGUGCUGACUGUGGCAAAAGCUUCAGCCUCAGGGGUCAUCUCAUUUCCCACCGCCGCACUCACACCGGUGAGAAGCCAUAUACCUGUGCAGAUUGCG
Molecule: messenger RNA, 1375 nt
Organism: Dryobates pubescens (Downy woodpecker)
Lineage: Eukaryota; Metazoa; Chordata; Aves; Piciformes; Picidae
Product: olfactory receptor 14A16
Exons: 4
Biological process (GO): G protein-coupled receptor signaling pathway
Cellular component (GO): membrane
Molecular function (GO): olfactory receptor activity; G protein-coupled receptor activity
Source: RefSeq, a predicted model, not a curated record